ACAAAAUACGUAACCAGGCAUUCGGUUGAUACGCAUAUAGAGUGACUUCGUUUGUUGUUUAGCUAAAGUGUUCCGACAUGCUUUGGAGACAUCACAAAAAGCUUACGUGAUGCAGGUGAGUGACGUGCUGUCAGGAUUUUAGGUUCAUUGUGACUGAUUACCUUCUUAGGCCAAUAAUAUGACUUUUUCUGAUGUCAGUGAGAAUGUUCGUAGACGUAGGGCCACUGUGAACUUGUCACGUUCCCUUGGUUGUCACAGAACCACUUAUAAUCGGAGGUGGAAUAAAAUGAGAGCUGCUUUAAUGAAAAAAUAUCACUUUCUUUCGUUCAGUGAGUUCGCUAAUGAAAGCACCCUAAAAGGUAACUGAGUUUAACAAUGUUGUUUACUUAAUUGAUAGAAGUAAAGAGAGAAGUCAGUUGUAAUGAAAGUACUUCGACUAGUACCCCGUCCACUAGCAACAUCAAUCAAAGGCUUUCACAUAAUAGUGGUAUGAACAUUAAAUUCGUACGUGAAUAUCUAUCUUAUAGGACAUAAUGAAGUGAACUUGUGCUCUCAGAAGUUCGUGAAUCGCAAAGAACUGGUGAACGGCUUCAUGAUGUAUCUAAUAUCAAAUACAUCUCUGAACAUAAGAGAUGCUGAUCGGGUUCUGUAUGGUCUAAGAUUUCUUAUCCCGGACAUACUGAAAAGCAUCAGAGAUGUUCUGAAGACAUGUCAAAGUGUUCAACCAAAGUUCAUCCGCAGUGGGGUUUACUACCAUCUAGGAUUGAAAACCAAUCUGCUAAGAUACGUUGACCUUUGGUUGUGUACUACUGAUUUUGACUCUUUAAAGUUAUAUGUCAAUGUAGAUGGACUUUCUAUGUCUAGAAGCUCCAAUCAACAGUUAUGGCCUAUACUUGGACGGAUCAUUGCCCCUCGGCUUAGUGACGUGUUCAUGAUAGGGAUCUACGGAGGGAAUAGUAAGCCGGCAGAAUUCAACGAAUUUUCUGCGGACACAAUUUCUGAAAUAAAAGAAAUGACUGACGUGGGUCUUUUUAGUGUUAAGUUUUAUAAAUGUAUAGCUAUUAGGUUGGCGGCUGUUAUAUGUGACGCACCUGCUCGUUCUUCUGUUAGGUACACGGUAAACCACAACGGUAAGGCAGGUUGCGAUAGGUGUAUUGUAGUUGGGAGACGGCUGGAGGGGAAAACGACCUUUCCAAAUGGAGUAUAUACUUUAAGAACAGAUGACACUUUCCGUCGUCAGACUCAAUCAAUUCACCAUCAAGGACAUUCUAUAAUGGAAACGCUUUCUAUUAAUAUGAUCGUUACUUUUCCUCUAGAUCCUAUGCACAUGGUGUACCUUGGUGUUACCAAAAAACUAGCUAAUUUAUGGAUAGAUUUAGCACGCCGAAGACUGCGGAACUUUAACUCAUGUGCAAUUCGGGACAUAAAUAAUUUAAUAUCUGGUUGUGUGGCAAGUACUCCUUCUGACUUUCCCCGUAAAUGCCGUACACUAGACUUUGUAUCGGCAUGGAAAGCUUCUGAAUGUAGGUUGUUCCUUCUGUAUUUGGGCCCGGUGAUUCUUGAAAAGACAUUGCCACAACCUUUUUAUCUUAAUUUCCGGCGUUUAGCGUUAUCCAUGUAUCUGCUUGCACAUCCCAAAUUACAUAAAACUUUUGUAGAAACCGCCAAAAUAGAUUUACUAAACUUUCUGAAUGAAUACGAAUGGUGUUAUGGGUGUGAUAUCUCCAAUCGCCAAUUCAACACAAUGCACGUUUUACAGCUGCAUACGAAGUGCCUUAACUCAUCGCUUUUUGUCAUCCUCUGUCAACGAGAAAGACCUUGGUAAGCUCUACGACAUCGCGACACAAGGUUACUUUCACGACAUCCGAGACAAGAUGAUAAAACGAAAUAGGAGAAAAGAAAAUCAGUUACAGUCAACAAUACUAACAAACAUAACCAAUUCACAGGACGAAUACCUCAAUUCUGAUUAGUCCGUGCAAUUGUUUUGAUGUUGUACCUCGAUUUCAAUAAACAUUAUUCUUUCAAACAGCUUACUCUUUUACCUACAUGGGAAACUGUUGAAGUGUUGAGAAUGUGUGUUUGAGUUUCAGUGAACUUUUGAUUAAAUGCACAUUUCUUAUGAAUAAAUUAUAACCUGUUCGUUCUUUUUCAGAUAAUUUCAAAUAACAAUGAAUUAGCAAUUGCAUUGCAUAUGCAUAACAAUCGAUGCUUCAGCUUGUGCUCUACUGUUGUACAAUAAUACGCUUUUCUUUUUCAAUAAAAUUUUUGAAAUAUUUA
Messenger RNA from Schistosoma haematobium, 2277 nucleotides. RefSeq lists its product as uncharacterized. The record is from RefSeq and is a predicted model, not a curated record. Lineage: Eukaryota; Metazoa; Platyhelminthes; Trematoda; Strigeidida; Schistosomatidae. The transcript has 5 exons. The coding region runs from base 593 to 1825 and encodes 410 amino acids.